AGCCGGGUCUCCGAGGCCGGCCGUCACACGCUCCUGCAUCACCAUCACCAUGAACACCUUAGUACUCGUCCUCCUGGGUGUGGUCGCCCUGGUCGCCGCCAGACCUGACGUCGACCUCGACGAAAUCCACCAGGAACAGAACAUCGACGACGACAACACCAUCACGGGCUCCUACAGGUGGACGUCUCCUGAAGGCGUGGAAUACUUCGUCAAGUACAUCGCUGACGAAGACGGUUACCGCGUCCUGGAGUCCAACGCCGUUCCCGCCACCGCUGACGGCGUCAGGGCUGACGGCGCUCAGGGAUCCUUCGUGUCCUCCGAGGACGACGACGACGACGACAGGAAGUAAACAGCAGCAGCAUCCUGCAGGAGAUGUGCUCCCUUGAUCACCACGGGAAGGGAUGUCUUCGAUUGUCGAGACCUUGCUACUGUGGAAGGGAGGGAGGAGAUGUGAGGCAGGUGAGGGAGUAUCUCCCUCACUCUCAUUCCUCCUCCACUCUGCUCUCUCAUCUCCCUCACUUUGACUCUGUAAAUAUUUAAUAUUGAUAUGUAUAUAAAAAUAUAAAAAUAGUAAUUCUA
Molecule: messenger RNA, 579 nt
Organism: Procambarus clarkii (red swamp crayfish)
Lineage: Eukaryota; Metazoa; Arthropoda; Malacostraca; Decapoda; Cambaridae
Product: cuticle protein 16.8
Source: RefSeq, a predicted model, not a curated record